CUUUAUUGACUUCACCAACACCCACUGCAAACUUCCAAACAUGUUCUCCUGGAUCGAAUCCUCGCUAUCCCAGAAAUGAUGACCCAGGAAGCCUCGUAGACUUAGGUCAAGGCUCUCCGAGAGAUGAGUCGUUGAUCAAGUCACAACUUUACUCAAACCACCCCACCACAACCUGUGAUAAAUUUUGAUAUAUCCAGUAGUGUUUCAGUGACCUGGAAUAUUGCCAGGAUAAGGGUCUGUUUUUCUUCAAUCACACAGUCUCUGAAUGUGUUGCCUUGAACCCCGUGACAAGGCAGGUUUACUUGAGAUCUAAUGUGUGAUAGGUUCCGCCGCAUUUGUUUCAACUUCACUUUCCCUUCAUUCAAGGCGACGCUUGACAACAAUUUCAGUCUCUUCUGUCUUUAAAAGCGUCAAGAGCGUUCACAACUUUCCUCGUUACACAAACAAACUCGAUUAUCCUCCGCAGCAGGUGCUUCUGGGGGUGCAUCUCUUGCCGGAAGCCAUGCCUCGCAAACAGACACCUCAUUGGCAAAAGACGCCAGACUCCAUCAACAACGUCGAUGUUGGUAACAUCAUUGAAUGUGCCAAUUGUUCCAGAAAACUCUUCCGUUCCCGAUUCUCCAACAAUCAAUACAAAAGAUUUCAAUCAGAAGUUCUACAUGCUCGUCAGGGCGGACCACCAGCACAAUUACCGAGAUGCCAGGACUGCACCGCAGGUAAUAUCAUGGAGUUGAAAUGUACCUCAUGUGGUUACACCAAAGCUAUCGACUUCUUCUCUGGCCAACAACGGAGACACCCAGACGAAGCAAAAUGCAUCAACUGCCAACAAGAAAUCCAAGAUCGCCUUCCCGGUCUGAAAGAGUCGGCUGAGGAGGAGCUGAUCAGAGAAGAAAUCAAGUCAAAACGUAUCGAUCCUAUGUCUAGUAUGUCGGCCAUUGGUUCUUCUCAACCGAGCAUCGGUGGUUCGAUAGUCCCCUCUCAAGAAGGUGAUCAGAACUCCUUCACCACGUUAGGGCGUGUCAGAGUGCCACAAGAAGGCAGAUCGGACUGGGGCGAGGACCACCAGAGCCCGAGACGCUCACCAUCGCCAUCAAACAGCGAAUUCUCCGGUUUGAACUCCAUGUCCGAAUUUCCCGCCGCCAAGAGGGGCUUCCACAAGGUUGCCGCAUACAAGACCCCAGUUUCUGAACGCGCACAGAACCAGAUACAACGCGAGUAUCUCCAAAAAGCUCAAGCAGAGCAUGGAAAACAAGACGAAUCUGAUGCCGACGAAGACUGGGAGCUUUGAAGAAGACCAUCUCAGCUCGGUGAUGACCGACUUGGGCAUCAGGCUUCCAUUCCACCUGACCUCUUUCCCUGGAGCAACUUUGGUAUUCAUCAGGUGACCAUCGUGUAUCACGAUUCGAAGAAAAAAGGGCCACACAGCUCGUGGCCAUCGAUGUGUCGAAAAAUUGGCGCAAAGAUAUCCGGUUUUGAGGCAAAGCCCUUGAAGAUGGGAGCAACACAAAGCACGCCGAAGGAGCUCCACAGCCUAAGAUUACUGUGUGCACAUCUGCGAAGGUAGAAAAACAACUGCUAUCUAUCUAAUGGAUGUUAUCGAAGAGCAUGAUGUCGUUUAAUUGUCCGCAGUCCACAGACACAUAAACAUAUGAUUGAGAAGUAAUGUAGACCUGAGUAAGGAU
This is a messenger RNA of Exophiala oligosperma, 1682 nucleotides long. RefSeq lists its product as uncharacterized. Bases 503 to 1288 code for a protein of 261 amino acids. The transcript has 4 exons. The record is from RefSeq and is a predicted model, not a curated record. NCBI's taxonomy places the organism in Eukaryota, Fungi, Ascomycota, Eurotiomycetes, Chaetothyriales, Herpotrichiellaceae.